Messenger RNA from Gadus chalcogrammus (walleye pollock), 1589 nucleotides. It is a transcript of the gene glcci1a, whose product is annotated as glucocorticoid induced 1a. The coding region runs from base 18 to 1589 and encodes 523 amino acids. The record is from RefSeq and is a predicted model, not a curated record. Gene Ontology annotation, cellular component: cytoplasm. Lineage: Eukaryota; Metazoa; Chordata; Actinopteri; Gadiformes; Gadidae. Gene Ontology annotation, biological process: podocyte development. The transcript has 8 exons.
AUCUGUGGUUAAUAACAAUGUCAGCAUCAGCCUCCUCCUCCGCGGGCCCGCCAAGGGGUAAGGCCGGCGGGGACGCGGCCCCUCCGACCCCCUUGGCCGGCAGCGGCAGCGCCGCGCAUCGCCCGCUGCAGCCCCUCCGCGCCACGGUUCCGUUCCAGCUUUUGCAUGGAAACCAGCAGAGCCCGACCCGCUCUCCCUCCUCCUUCUCCUCCUUCUCCUCCUCCUCCGCAGUCGGUAACAACAGCGGAUCAGCGACGUGCUCCAGUCCCGCCAGCCCGACCCCACUGCUGCUUACGAGCCCAGGAGGAAGCGGCUCUGAGGUCAGGCUGGUGCCCCGACAGAGGCUCUCUCCGCCCGACAGGAGCUCGCCGGAGCCCGUAUCCAAAGCUGAGAGGCCAAAGGCCCAGCAGGUGAGGAGCGUGGGAGCCAUCAGGCGGACCUCCUCUCUGGGCACCAUCACUGGGCCCUACCUCACCGGCCAGUGGCCCCGGGACCCCCACCUGCACCACCCGUCCUGUAUGAAAGAUAAAUCAACACAGACCCCCGUGUGUUGGAUUGAAGAGGUGGAGGAGAAGAGGAGCACACACCAGCGAUCCGCCUCCUGGGGCAGCACUGACCAGCUCAAAGAGAUAGCCAAGCUAAGGCAGCAGCUGCAUCGAAGCAAGCAGAGCGGGCGCCACCACCCCCUCCCCCACCUCCCCCCGCACAGCGGCAGGGACAAGGACUGCCUCUCCCCCCCGCCUCCGUGCAUCGCCUACGGCCCCGCCACCACCCUCAGCCCCCUCACGGCCCUCAGCCAGCUGCAGCAGGGCUCCAUGUCUAAGCCUGCCGCCCUGCCGCUGGCCAGCAUCUCGGUGCCCAAGCCGUCCAUCUCACGGGUCCCCAGCAGCAUGGAGGGCAUCAACCACGAGCUGGAGAAGGUCUUCAUCAGGGACCACGGCGACAAGGACGAGCUCAAGGCCCUGGAGGUCCCUGACGGCCGGCGGGCCCCCUGCCCCCCCCAGCAGCGCAGCAGCAGCACCCGCAGCGUGGACACUCAGACCCCCUCCUCGGGGCCCGGCCGCUCCAGCAGCUGCUCCAGCCUGUCGCCCUGCCCCUCGCCCGCCACCGCCGGCCCCCCGGGGUCCCACGCCGGCAGCCCCUACUCCACCGACGAGCUGCUGUACGACCGCGACAAAGGUGCCGACAGCGGGAGCAGCUCCCCGCUGCCCAAGUUCGCCUCCUCGCCCAAGCCCAACAACAGCUACAUGUUCAAGCGGGAGCCGCCCGAGGGCUGUGAGAAGAUCAAAGCCUUCGAGGAGACCAGCAGCUCCAGGCCGGCCCCGUCCGCCCCGCUCUUCUCCUGCCCCGACAAGAACAAGGUGAACUUCAUCUCCACGGGCUCGGCCUUCUGCCCCGUGCGGCUCCAGGGCCCGCUGCACCCCGGGGCCCUGAGCCUCGUGCCCGCUUUCCAGCCCCUCGCCGAGGGCGGGGACCCCCCCCGCCACCAGGGGGAGCCAGAGGGGCCGACCGCGGGGCACCCCGCCGGGACGCCGCCCGACACCGAGGCCCCGCCCCCCCAGACAGACCCCCCCCAGGCGGUCAGUUAA